Molecule: messenger RNA, 1025 nt
Organism: Hymenoscyphus albidus
Lineage: Eukaryota; Fungi; Ascomycota; Leotiomycetes; Helotiales; Helotiaceae
Source: the annotation of a GenBank genome assembly
AUGACUUCAGACGGCACUUUCAUCUUUACCAGCCUAAGUCGGGCUCCAUCUACCAUACAUGUGGAGUCGGAGAAUAAGCGCGUCUUUACUCAACUUCCUGAUAUCAUUCAGGAGGCCGCCAUUGGUACAGCAUGUUAGUUCAGCGACUUCCACACAACAUGGAUACUGACAAAAUACUAGACCCCCAUCCAAACUUUUACAUCAAUCGAAUACCAGAAACUGCGAACAAGUUGAGAAGGCCAACUUUCCUCAUAGCUCCUAGAAAUGACUCUGGUGUAUCCCUACCGAACAUCAACGUCACAGAUGAGAAGUUCCUGGCCAAAUAUGGAUCAAAUCUCUCGGCAAACUUUGCGGAUAUCAGAACCAUGGGAGGGAGAGCAUUCUUGCAAAAGGAAAAUAUGUCGAACGGAUCUUGGUACUCACUAUGCACUUGUGCGACGGGAUAAAUUUGGGUUGCUGUUAGAUACCUUUUUAAAUCACCAUUACCCGAUGAACAAUAUUCAGACAUUGAGAUUCAAAUUGGGACAUUUGCUCUGAAAGCACGCGCAAUCACCACGAUCGAAGUCCCAUGCCAAUAUCUUGCUUCGUCUAGCCACGAUCCCCUAGAUGGCCAGCUCGCUUUUCUAUGCUCGAUGGUCAUUGGAAAAUAUCUGCGCUUGCGUAUAAUGGGGGAUCAAUACGAAAGUGCAACAGAGACAGCAAUCACGGAGGCACGAAAGGAGCUCUCUGCAUGGAAGAUUGUUGAUCCAGGUCGAUUUGGAAAUUUUGAAGCACUUCUGAAGGAAAUUUGUGCGAUUGCUCCAUUGCCUCCCACCUCGGUUGUAUCUCUCAUUUCAAGGAAUAUGAUCAUUGAGCGUUGGAAAGGUUGGAGUGAUAACUCGACUAUCAAGAAACGAUACGCUCUCCCGAGACAGAUAAUCUGGAGUCUGCAACCUUCAAAAUAUUACCACUUGGAUCUCCUAAGAAACAGCAUCAAUCCCUCAGCUAUCAACAAGUUUCCGACCAGAAAGCAAUCCGAACCUUGA